Messenger RNA from Trichoderma breve, 3888 nucleotides. RefSeq lists its product as uncharacterized. The record is from RefSeq and is a predicted model, not a curated record. The transcript has 4 exons. Bases 1 to 3888 code for a protein of 1295 amino acids. NCBI's taxonomy places the organism in Eukaryota, Fungi, Ascomycota, Sordariomycetes, Hypocreales, Hypocreaceae.
AUGUCCCACCCCGACGGAUUUGCAGGCCCGGGGCUGCCAGGAUUAACACCCCCGCGUCAGGGCGCGUAUCAGCAGCUCGUGUCCCUAAGGAGAAAACCUGUGCCGGCGAGAGCGGGGCCAUAUCACCAGAAGAUCGAGGACGAAGAAGAGGCUCUAUCAGUUCCAACACUUUACGGGUCUCACGAGGGCAUAGUGGCAAGCAGUGCAGGCUUCGAUCAGCCUUCACUGGCGCCUCCCCCCAAAUGGCCGCGGAAUUCUCAUUCGGCUCUCUGGGCGCCGAUAUGGCUCAGCAAGGUCACUCUCAUCGCCUUUGCCAUUACAUUCCUGUUAAUGUUGCUGGCUACUGCUUUGCUCUUCCACUUUUCUGAAAUUCACAACGGAAUUAGCGUUCAGCGGGAGGCAAACCACUACGCCUGGAAGUAUGGCCCAACUGCGGUUCUUGUGGUGGUGGGAGCCUUGUGGCGGCAAGUUGACUUUGCAAACAAGAUCCUGAUGCCUUGGGAAGAGCUGAGAACGGGGCCUUCGUCGGCGGACAAGACAUUACUCCUGGACUAUAUCUCCCCACUGCUUCCCACUAUUUCUUCGACAGGUCUACUCAUUCUAGAGCCAACUCAAAUGUCCAAAGGCGACCAAAAGUUCGGACUAUCGUCACAAUUUCAGCUAAACAAAUCUGUUGAUCCCCGAGUGGCCUGGUCGGUCGGCCCAGGUCCCGCACAGACUUACUAUGGCAUAAACUUCUAUGGACUGCGCUAUCCGCCCGGCACGGCGCAAGACUUUAUCGUCCCCGAGUUUCAAGUUCCAUCGAUGGCCGCCACUAAUCUUGACUAUACAAUGAAUACGGACGGCCUCAAGGUCAACUAUGAUUGCGAACUCCUUCCUCUGACUAAUGGCUCAACGGCUUAUAUGCCAUGGAGAAGUAUAAUGGCACCAUUCAUUGUUGCCAAUGUCACCACCAAGGAUUGCGACAUCAAGGGGGUUACUCUGGCUGAAGGCCCAGAUCAUGGAUAUUAUCAUGACCCAAAUGCGACACAGAACUAUCAGGCUCAGUUCGCCGUCUAUCCUUGCAACUACGAUUUCGAUUUCAGUAAAGAAUAUAUUCCCCAAGGCAAUUUAUCCUUGGAAUUACAAGUAUAUAACAUCAGCAGAGAUUUGCGUAUGUUCAUGUCUGUGGUUGAUGUCCGCAUUUCGGCGCGCGAUCAGUCCCCUGAGUACAUGUACCUCCACAAAGUCACAUCUGCUCUUUGCAAGCCCUCCUAUCAGGUCGGUCAUUUUGAUGUUGGCGUCCCAAACGCCGUCAACGGAUCUGCUCAUGCUCGUUUCUCGUCGCCGGCAAAUACGUUAAAUGCUAUAAAGAACUUUACUCAGGGAUCACUCGCCUUGGGCGUCGUGUCUUCGAGCAAUUCUUGGGAACUGAGCAACGGAGGAGUUGACUAUGUCAUUUCAGCGACUGUGCCGACAUUUUUCCAACUCUUGUCAAAGAAAGCUGGGGUGGAAUCUAUCGGAAGUUUUAUGGAUCCGCACCUUCUUGUGAAUACGGCAACCGAUGUAUUCAAGGGAAUUGGGACUCAGGUUUUGAACCAAGUCAUCGUUCAGCCGGCGAAUCGUACUGCCACUGGAAGCAUUACCUAUGUGGAGCAGAGGCUGCACGUUAAAGGCCUUUCGACCGGCUUCAUGUGUAGCUUUCUCGGACUGUUGGCCAUCUUGUCUGUGGGAAUGAUAUUUGCCAGGCCAGCCUUUACGGCUCCAGACCGUCCAGGGUCUGCUCUCUCCAUGGCUACGCUGCUCGUCUCAAGCUUUCAUCUCAACAGAAUCUUGUCGCCGAUGGGUGCUUUGAGCAACGAAAUGCUACAACAGCGCCUUGCGGAGUACCAAUUCCGAACAGCUCAUGUUUCUGAUAACGGCGCGUUUGUCUCAAUCGAACCAAUACAGCGGAAUGAAGGACAAACCAUAAGCCAUCCUCUUGAAAAAGUUCAAGGCACGGUGCCGUCAUGGGGUCCCAUGGCUAGUACGACCUGGUUCCUUGCUCUUGCGAUAUGUUUGCCACUGCUCAUCAUUGCGUCUCUGGAGGUUGUUCAGCAUUUUUCAGACAUAAAUAACGGAUUCUUGAGCAUUAGCCAAUCGAGCUCACUUGCGUUUGCUACCUACAUCCCUUCAGCUGUCGCCCUAGGAGUAGCUGGCCUCUAUACCGCAAUGGAAAUGAUGGUAGCCAUUUUUGCUCCCUAUGCUCCUCUCAAGCGUGGAAGAGCCAAUGCGGAGAGAACUAUUACGCUGAAUCUUGUUGGCCAGCUGCUCCCUCGUGCCUUUUAUUUGUCACUCAGAACAAAGAAUUUUGCAGUAGCCAUCGCGCUAUUUGGCACCUUGAUUGGAAGUUUUCUCUCCAUUAUUGUGUCAGGCCUGUAUAGCGCAACUAGUGUCCAAAUUGUCCAGAAUAUUACACUUUACCAAAACGACACAUUCAACUUUAACAACGUAGAUAUCUCCCUGGAUGAUAAUGAGGCCACUGCGAUUGACAACUUGAUCGAAUAUCUCGGCUUGAACAGUACAAAGUGGAGUACGGGAGACCUAGUCUUUAAUAUACUCGAUCAAGACGCCAUCUCGACGACGAAUUCGAGCGACAACAUACCAUUGACGAUUAAUAUACCUGCCGUAAGGCCGUCGCUAAACUGUACCUCGAUACCGAAUGAUGAUAGAAAAGUGACAAUACUCAAUCAGGACGACUCGGGGAUGUUCAUAAUGCCUGGGCAAAGCAAUUCCGUGAGUCCCUAUGAUGGGUUUGUUUGGGUCGGAUUGAAUACAACGAUGAGAUAUGCCGACUGGUGUGAGACCACGCCCAAAGGAGCGAAAAAAGAGGAGCCAUGGAUGCAAUACUUUAUGCUUCCAAACGAUACCAGCAUGGCAUACGUCGGCAAAGGCUCGAUCAUUGCGUGGAGCAACGACCUUGUUUAUGGAGAUGGAGCGUUGGAUACAAACCCAUCGUCUGGAUCGGCGGGUAAUGGAGUUCAGAUAACGGACAAUGGAUGCCCGACAUUUGCCGUCACGUUUGGUCUCAUGAGAUUGAAGAAAUCGGGCAAAGGAGCCAAGGCCAAGAUCACCGGUUUCGAGCAAGAUCUCGCCACCCUUGUCUGUUAUCAGAACAUUGAGCAGGUCAUGACCAAUGUCACCUUACAGCUUCCCCAGUUCAACUUCGACUCCACUCAGCCUCCUAUAACAGAUGAGAGUACAGCGAAGCUCCUAAAGACCAAUCGCAGUAGCGAAAGGUUUCCCUUCUUGCCGAACGCUUGGCUGAAUGGUCUAAGUGCCCCUCUGUUUAACCAGACGGUUCCUGGUCCGAAUAAUACCGAUCCGAUAAAUAAUCACAUAGACACAUUCAUUGAAGCUCUGGUUCUGAGUCAGAAUGGUCGACCAGCGAAUGAGCUCGCGGGCGCUAAGAAUAUAGAGAACCUCAAGAAUGCUACGCAGCGGCUUUACAGCGUGUACAUGGCUCAAGCCAUAUCUCUAAACAUGCGCGACAACAGUACCGCUAGCGGUGAGGGCUCUCUACCUACAUAUGAUGGUGUGGUAACGACAACUGGCCAUCGGCGGCUGCAGCAGAAUCGGGGGCCCAAGAUUGCGCUCCAGGUCGUUCUCGGGGUUAUGGUUGCGUGUGGCAUUGCAACGAGAUUGCUUUUACCUGUGCGAGAUGUAUUGCCGCAUAAUCCCUGCUCGAUUGCUGGGACGGCAACGUUGAUGGCAGGCGGAGAGGUGGUGUCUCAGCUGGCUGACCGAGCUAUGUCUACUAGACAUCUGAGUGCAAAAAGCCUGCCGGUGGAUGGACUGUAUAGUUUGAAGUGGUGGCGAGAUGAGAAGGGUGGAGAUCGAUAUGGCAUUGAUUUGGAGCCGUCAUUAUAG